AUGACAAACUUAGAAAACAUCUGCGGUAAAUUUAACUCCUCAAUAGAGAAUAUGAAACUUAUAGUUUGCAAUGAACUUCAAAGUAUAGAUACAACAAAAGUUUUGAACUCAGAUGCUUUGAAGAGUCUUAUAACAGACAAAGUUGGAGUUGUUGAAAGAAAGUAUAAAGACCAAAGAGUUUGUGAAAAUGUUGCAAACUUCAUUAUGGUUUCAAACAAUGUUGUUCCGAUGAAGUUAGAAAGUUCUGACAGAAGAUAUGUAGUUGUCAGAACGUCAGAUUCUCAUAUGCAAGAUACAGAAUAUUUUGACGACUUAGCAGAAACUUUGACAUCUGACUUUUACAACCACUUGUUCUCAUAUUUCAUGACAUUAGAUAUUUCUAAGUUCAAUCCAAGACAAAUUCCACAUACCGAAGAGAGACAAACAUUGUUAGAAGCAAACAAGAGUGUAUAUGAACUGUUCAUAGAUGAAACUGACUUUGUGUCAUUAGAUGAAAGGUCAUUGUACGAUUCGUAUAAACAAUAUUGUCAAGAAUAUGGUUAUAUGGCAGCUUCUAAACGAACAUUCUUGGCAAAUGUCAAAAGUCUUUUAGAUGUUCAGAAUGGUGUAUAUACAAAGAAAAAUUUUUCUGAGUAA
Molecule: messenger RNA, 636 nt
Organism: Trichomonas vaginalis G3
Lineage: Eukaryota; Parabasalia; Trichomonadida; Trichomonadidae
Product: Poxvirus D5 protein-like family
Exons: 1
Coding region: 1-636 (211 amino acids)
Source: RefSeq, a predicted model, not a curated record